AUAAAAUUAUUUUCAGAUCCUUGUCUGGUCCAUUAUUGUAGAAAAGGUAGAGAAUGUAUAGUUGACGAUGGACAUCCGACUUGUGUAUGUCAAACCCAUUGCCCAACGUACGAAAGACCCGUUUGUGGUACAGAUGGUCAGAUUUAUUCGAACCAUUGCGAAAUUCACCGAGCUGCCUGCCUCUUAUCAACUUCCAUCACUGCCACUAGAUGGUCGUUUUGCGAAAACAUUGAGAAAGAGCAACUUUCUAAUACCGAUGUUAAUACUACUACAAAAAGCAUUGGGUUGAAGGAAAACGCAAUUCCAAUUAACCAGAAUGAGCAAUCAACUCCAAUGAACACAACUGCCUUCUCAGAAACGGAAGAAGCACCUCCAGAAGUUACUACUGAAGACCCUGAAUAUAUGGAUAAUGAGAUAGAUGAUGAUGAUGAUGAUGAUGAAAACGACAAAAAUGAUAUAUUUUCUGAUAAAGAAGAUUGCUCUAUGCAGGAAUACGAAGUGCUCAAGGAUAAUUUGUUACUUUACAACCACGCCAGGUUGAUGUCUCAGAACAAUCACAGCAAAGAUUAUCUGGUCUCCAUUAUGUUUUCUCAUUACGACAGAAACAACAAUGGAAACUUGGAAGCUACGGAGUUGAAUGAGAUAUCUGCUCAAGAGCGCCUAGAUACUCUGAGUAAAGGAUGCUCGUUAUCUAACAUGAUUCAAUUCGAUGAUACAGAUCAUGACGGGAAGCUUAGUAUCAAUGAAUUCUACGUGGCGUUUAGUAAACUUUAUAGUGUUUACGUUGUUUCCUUGGAUAAAGCUUUAGAAACAAAUCACCUAUCGGCACGUGUUGGUGAUAACGUCGAAAUAAAGUGUGACGUGACAGGAUCUCCGGUUCCUCCUAUAGUGUGGAGGAGAAACAACGUCGAUUUAGCUACACUAAACGAAGAAGACGUUAGAGUUUUUGGAGACGGCAGUUUAUAUUUGACCAGGAUUCAAUUGCAACACGCCGGAAAUUAUACUUGUCAUGCUCAGAGGAACAAGGAUAUCGUUCAAACGCAUAUACUUACAGUACAUACUGUACCUGAGGUUCAUGUAACUCCAAGAUUGCAGUCCAAGCGACCAGGAGAAGACGCUCUCAUGUUGUGUCAUGUGGCAGGCGAACCAUUUCCGAAAGUUGAGUGGCUAAAAAAUGAUGAACAUCUUAAAACGGAAAUUCCUAGAAAAUAUCAAAUUAUUGGCAAUGGUACUUCACUUAGAAUAAGAAACAUCGCCUUCGCAGAUACGGGUGCUUAUAUGUGUCAAGCAGCUAAUAUAGGAGGGUUGACCAGAGAUAUUAGUUCGCUAGUAGUGCAAGAACAACCGUCUCCAAGCUCUCCAGACGAAGAGCGUCGUUUUUUCGCUUUUCAUGAUUGGGGAGUAUCGAUCUAUGAACCAUCUACGUGUCGUUUAUAUCACAGAAUACAAUCUACCGAUAUUAUACCAGGAACACAAGAAUACGUAUGUGGCGACAAAGGUGUCAAAUGUGAAUGGGGUAAGGCCAUAAAUGUAGCAAAUAGAUACGUAUACGCCAGCCAACCUAACAGGGAUAGAAUUCUGAUAAUAUCCAAAGUGCAAAUGGUUGUUGUAGAUGUAGUUAGCACGGAUAAAUACCCAGUAGAAUUACAUCAUGUGCCUCAUCUGGAUCAAGUAUGGAUAUUGAAUUGGAGAUCUACAAAUAAUACCGGAAUCAAAACUAUACAGGUUAUAAGAGACGCUGGUCAGAAGAGGAAACAUCAUACAGUACACCCAGAGCCAAUAGAUGGGCAAUUUGAUUUGGUCACUGGAUUAUUUAUUCCUUCUCCUUUACAGGAAUUAUCUCACUAUAGCUUCAAGUACGGAUACGUGACUCAUACUAAUCAAAGGGGAUUGUACAAAUUAGAUUUGGUUAAUCUGCGUUAUACGAGUUCGGUGGAUCUUACGCCUUACAACUGUGUACCGACUCAAGUUAGAUUUUCUUCAUUGUACGGUAUUGUGAUAAUGCAAUGUCUGGAACCGAUAACUAGUAGACCGACAGGACAGCUCGUUCUAGAUUAUUUAACUGAUAGCGUUAUUGCUAUCAAGCCAAAUCUACCAGGAGUACCAUACAUUUCGCCAGAUUCCAGAAAACUAGUCACAUUAGACCGAACUACCAGUGGUGCUACACUCAUUGUCCAGGAAAUUACGUCAAAUGGAUUAUCCUUCAACUUCGAUGUCAAAACUACUUUGAACAUAUCGGAUAUAACAUUCUAUCCAAGUCAAUCAACACACAGCUACGACAUCUAUGCGUCGGCUCAAGAUAAAGAAGGGAUACUUUUUCUCAAUCUAUUAACUGGUAAAGUAGAAAUGAUCACUGGAGUGGGUAGAGCAGUUCCUCUUCAUCUAAUAAAAUGGAGUAACCCAAAUAGACCGAUCAGCGGAUCUGGACUUUUUGGACAGUAUAUGGUAACUCCAGCUAACGAAGCUUUAUUUGUUAUUAACGGCAGAUCGAGAACAGUGAAUUGCGAAAUCGGAGGUGUGCUACAUCCCAGUCAUGUUGUGUGGACAACAUUGAAAUUUCAUUAGUUAGAAAAUUUUUCAUGAAGUAUUAUUUUCACGUCCCCAAGAAGCACUAACAAGAUCACCGUAUUCAAUGCCUCUACGGGAUAGGAUAUUUAGCUCCUUAUUCCAUUUGUUUCAGUUUGUUUAUUCAGAUAUUGUGGACGUUUCAAUUGUAAUCACCUUUAGAGCCUUAUUUUUAUCGACAGAUACUAAGAUCAGCGAAUUUACAUAUAUACAGUACGAUUGUAUCAUUUAUGAUUUGAAACAUUCAUUUUAUAAUAUUGAGAUUCUAAAUAUGUAUCAACUUAUCAAGGAAAGGGUAAAUUUCAACUGAAAUCAUGUCCACUCAUGAUUCAUGACGGAAAUAAUUCUGAAUUAAUUAUUAAAUUAUCUACUAUUUGAUAUUCGAAUAAUUGUCAUGUGUAAUACGAAAGUCAAUCAAAUAUGAAGGAUCUUUUUCUUUGAAUAAAAUUCAUUUCACAAGAAACAGUUACAUUUCUAAAUUUUUCUAUAUAAUUCUAGCCUAACAUAACCAUUUUUUGCCUUGAGGUAGGGUGGAAGCCUUCCUUUGAGCUUUGUGUACGCCGCGGGAGGACAACGAGUUCUGAUAUCUUCGGUGCACCUAACAUUACCUAACCUAACUUAUCUGAUCUGACUUAACCUAACCUUAUUUUACACAACCCAACCUAAGCUUUAGACUUUUCAUUAGAAUGAAAUAAAUGGGGGCAACUCCUAAACCUCAUUUUAAGACUUGUUUAUUCGGUAUUUACACGGAACAUAUUACCUACAUAUAUCUUAUUUAUAUUCCGAAAAUGUAUUUCAUUCUAAUGCAAUGUCUUAAGCUUGUAAGUAUGAAGCUUUUAAACUUGGGGAUGGACGCAGGGGUUAAUUUUCUAAAAGGAACCGCUCAAAAAAGUAUAAGAAAAAAUAGAUCAAAAUUCAAAAGAAAGAAGUUAAGUUCUUUUCUACUAGAAGAAAUUCAAAUUUUAUUCCCAAAUUUGUUUUCCCUGCGCCCCUGCAAAGUGGUCAAAAAGAUUUCUCUUCAGUAUAAUACUACAUCUCCAUAAGUAAUUAUUGUUGUAAGAAUAAGUUAUAUUACGAUGAAAAUUUUGAAACCGACCUCAAUACUGAAGAUUCGUCGAAUAUGCUCUGAAGAAAACAAAAAUUGUGGCUCCUUAAAUGCUAAACAAAAUGUAGUAAUAGGCUCAAUAACGAAUAGGCUCAUUAUUCGAGACCUUUAGUUACCAUAUCUACUAUUUUUAAUGCUUCAAAAUUCCUUACAUUUUGUAGAGAGUAGAAAAUAUUCAAAAAAAAAACGUAUAAAAAACAUGAAAAAUCCUCGAAACUAGGCAAAUUGCGGUACCUCCUGUUUCCCCCCACCUCGACAUAUCGAGCUCAUAUAUACGUUGAAAUGUCAUAUUUGACCUCUACUACUCGAAUAUCAUACUGAAAAACGUUCCUGAAGAAUGUAUUCGAUCUAUUGAAGAAAAACCACAAUUUUGACGUAUUUGUCACAAAAAUCGAAAAAUGGGGAAAUUUUCAAUUUGAAAUUUGGGGCACUUCUCGAGGUCGAAUAUCGAAAGUAAUGACAUAUUUAUGUUCAGCAAGGUCAAAAUAUGUAAAAUAUACCCUAGGAACAUCAAAAUUGCUCAUCCCAUUUUUCCCGGGGGGGUGGAACCUCAAACCUCUUCUAUGGCGAAUUUUGAGGGGCUACCGAUCUUCAAAAUUUUAUUUUGGUGUCAUUGCCCAGCAUUCCAAUUUUCAUGCUUCUAUCAUUAAUUGCCACUUUUCCUUUAAAAUUCACUAUUUGCCACUGCACCUGAUGCUCUUUCCACCAGAUUGCCUUGCAAAACAUCUAUUGAAAUCAGUUAAUACUAUUAUGGACAUGGAAUAAACUAUUCUUAAGAUGACCUUUAAACAUUUAUACAAAAACUACUUUUUAAAUUCCAAACAUAUAUAAAUUCGAAAAAGUGGAAAUUGUCAAGCAUAAAAAACAACAAUAGAAUUUGAGAGUAAAUUUUCUGUCCACGGUCAGACUUAGUUUAAUAGCGCAUAGAGCAAACUUAUAAUCUAUUAAAGCUGAUGCGUAAUUGAAAUCCGGUUCUCAUUUGCAGGUUAUCCCAUUCAUUGGCUGCGAUCAAAUUGGGAAUUUUAAACACCCGGACGGUAUAUUAGUAAAUAGAAGACGUGUCUGCCAAAAGUCGCGAAUCGAUAUAAAGUAAUAUUAAAGCAGACGACAGAAACGUGAAUGUUGCGAAUAGCGAGCUGUAUACUGCUAAUGAAUGGAAUGGAUUUCCACCUGAAACACCUGUGAUUGAUCAAAUAAAAGAUCUAGAAGGCUCUUUAUUUUUGUAUAAAAAUCCCACCAUGAUAUUUAACACCGAUGCUACUUUUUCUAGCAACCUCAUGAUAUUUCAAAGCUGUGUGACAGUAGAAAAGUUUUGGAACAAACAUGUUUUCAUCAAAGUUCGUUAUAAUAAAACUUUAGUGCUCCGUCCCCUUUUUUGCAGUAUUUCAUAUGAAGAAAUAUUGUUAUCAAUUUCCACAUAUUAUUUCCUUACGCAUCUUUAAAUUUGGAAUUAUGUAUUAAUUAUACUCUAAGCUGGGCGGUAUAAGUAUCAGACGGACUCUGACCAACGCAUCUGCCGAAUCAACAUUCCUCGGAAUAAAGAUAUAAUGGUAUUUCCAUAUAUGCGCCAGGGUGGCCAUUCUAAUGCUUUUUUACGUAACUGUGACCGUUAUAUUGAUACCAUUGAUUAUUGAUUUAAUAUUUUUGGUAGUAAUUGCAAAGGAACGGAAUUUAAGUAAUAAUUGAUCUAAAUCACUGUUCAUAAAUAGUUUAUUUAAAGAAAGAGACGUAAAAAGGAAAUCCAGAUUUUCGUUAUACGUUACUUAUACAUUAGCUUUAUUUCCGGGAGUGGGCAGGAUCUUCUAGUUGCUUAUUUUUCUUCUUUUUAGUCUCUUCAAAUAGUUAGUAAAGUAUAGAAAUACAUGGUAAUGAACUGAUCACUUCUGGGGAGAAAUAUUUUAAAUGGGCUUAUUGAUAUUGAUUGAUUUCUUUGUAUUCACACAUGGAAAAAGUAGUUUGGAGUAUGAAAAUUGGAUAAAAUUUAUUAUAGCUUGAUUUUUGUAAGGUUAGGUUUACAUUAUUAUACUAUAAUUAGUAGGUGUCAUGAUAAAAUGAUAUAAAUCUAGUUCACCCCAACCUAACCCUAAAUCUCUUUAUCUAAUCUACUGCUGUAGAUAAACUAUUUUAAUGUGUAUUAUUAUUAACAGAGAAUCAUGACUGGAAAUAUAUGUUUCUCACACCUUAAAUCCCAAUUAAAAUUCAAAAUUACUUGUGAUACAUAUUUAUAAUAUCGUACUGUAUAUAUUUUACAUCACUCUGUGUAUGAAAAACACUUUGCUAAAAGGCUGAUAAAGUUGAGCGAGUUUAAUAGAUUGUAGAAUUCUGACCACUGCAUUGUAGAAUUCUGACCAUUGCCUGCUAGUGAAUUAGCUGCGGAUAAUUCAUGGUAAUUUGGUGAAAAAGACGUACUCGGAAGCUUUCUUUCUCUAGCUACUAGGUCACAGAAGGCUCAGUACUAAGCAGUUUGUCGUCAUUUCUGUCCUACUAACUACUUCGUUUCUUCUCCUAUAAUCUAGUAAACUCGGUUUAAUAUUUAUAGAAGAAAAACCAAGAAGUUUGAUGAGUUUCUAAAUCAUUUGACUGACAUGUUAUUUGAUAAGUACGAUUCUUCGGUUUCUACACUCACCCUAAGUUUGAAAUAAUGAUAAUAGUUAAAUCUGAGAAUAAAAAUUAAAUUAUUUUGUAUAAUAAAAGUGAGAUUUUGAUCAUGGUAGAAAUAGUUAAUAUAUUUCGUUAAUAGGUUACGGACUCUUUUAACACGUUGAGCUCCGGUGUGGUCCGUAGGUCUGCAAAUGAACUUUCCCCACAGCUCGGAUCAGUUCUAUCCACCGCACAAGGUAUAUUAUUCCAAACCUUCUCCAUGACUUUACGGACCGUAUUUAAACAGUUUAAUUGGUCCUUGAAACAUUACCCUAUACUUGGUCCAUUUGAUUUUUUUUUCUUGACUUUCAGCUGUAAAACAAAAAAGAUCUUCUUUUUCAUAUUUUUUUGUACUACUCAACAUAAUUCAAAUAACAUUUUCAAUUUAUGUCACCUUCACGUUACCUAUACCUAUUUUUGAUAAAUAUUGUUUUUAUGGGUAUAAAAAAUGACGAAUUUAAAAAAUUGUUGUUACAAUUACAAUUAUUUUUGCUUUACUGCAAAACACGGAUUACACGAAUAUCGUUUUCCAAAACAAACACUACAAAAAGUAAUCUCUUUCUAUACUCUGGAUUUUCCAAAAAUUUUUUGAUUUUUUCCUAAAAUCUUUCGUCUCCUUGUGACUUGGAUCUUCUUUCUUCGCUGGUCAAUGAAUCUUUUUAGUUUUGGCGUCGGUGGUGUAGUUUCUUUCUUCAGUAACUUCUUUGCUUUAUUCUUUUUUGCUAUUUCUUAUGAAGAAUAUGGGCAUUUACUAUUGCUGUACCAAAUAACAGGUCAAUAGCAAUUUUCCUAUACCCCCUCGACGUCUUUCUCAAAGAAGAUAUAUCUACAGGAGAUUUGCUGUUUCAAAAGUAUUCUUCCUAGAAAGCUUCCAUUUUAGUAUUGUUAUUUCUUUUUCGUUUUCUCUGCUCGUAAUUUCAUGUUUCUUCAGCUUCUUUUGCACGUCUAUGCACAGUCCUUUCAUGUUUUCUCGCAAUGUCUCCAAUAAAUAAGUUUGGUUUCCUAGCAGCUUUUCUGCUCACUCCAAACUUGUAUAAUAAUUGUAUGUUACAAUUUUUUCCUUUGGUCAAAAAAAUGUUCUACCAACAUUUUCGUAUACAGAUACUUUCUCUUCUCUUUCUUUCCUAGUAUAAAUUUUUAUUUUCUAUCUGUAUACCGCUCACAGCAAAGUUUAAAUACUUUUUAUACCGUAUUUAUUUGUUUUGUUUGGAAUGUAUUUGUUGAAAUCUGCUCACAAGAAUUUUCCUCAGUUAGUAUUGUCUAUUGCGCGUAUUUCUAAAUGUUUAAACAUAAAAAAAGCAGAUAAGUAAAUAUUACCUCACCCACAAGCAUUAUCUUUGAUCUUAUAUAAUAUUUUCUAAGACACAUUUUUGUACACUUUAUAUAAUAGUAUAUUACGUAACAAGUGUUGUAAGUAACCCAUAAAUUUCAUGAGUGUGUAAUGGGCGUAGAAAUCGUGUAACGUACUUAUACAUUUUAUACGUCCAUUCAUGCUCUUAAGAAAACGUGUCCUAUUUUUAAAGAAAUUGCAUAAUGGGCUGCCUACAUUUAGGAGCAUCACUCUUUCAUGCUCGCUCAUGCUAAAAGUUUUUAUGUUUUUUAAUUGACUAAAUUUGUGUAAAUAGACCAAAUAAAGUCUUACGUAAAUAAAAAUUUGAUUGUAAUUUAAUUGAACCAAGAAGUUCAAGUUUUCUUCUCAAAAUGCACGUGUAUGUUAUGACAUCUCAUUACGUGAAUGUUAUUGUUAAAUGUCAUUUACAAGGAAUGUUGACAGUGCGAUUUCUGACGUUUACAGACAUGGACGUAGAAAAAAACUUGAAUUAUUGUUCAAAGCAUAAUAAAACAAAAAAAAUUAUUUUUGUUUUUCUACACUACACGUAAGGUGUAGUAAAUGUAGUGAAAAUAUUCAUUUCGAAUAAACAGUACUGAAAGUGAUGUUUUUUGUGUACCGUCUAUAGCACCGGUAUGGCCCUGGGGAGAAUUUUAGCGGCAAACUUCACCUCGGGCCCACAGAGAGCCUAUGGAUCGCACAGAAAAAACAUUAUUUUCUCGCACUUUUUAUUUCAAAUAAGUUUUAGAUUUAUUUUUCCUCGGAUCCACACCCCAAACAUGAAAAAUACUAAAAAAAUGUUUGACCUAGGAGAAAGUUUAUCAGUUUUGGUUGGGGCUCAACGUGUUAAAGCAGAUUUCAUCCCCUAUUUUAUAUAUUUUCACAUUAGCGAGAAUAUCAUUAAUUUGAGAUGUUUUUCUAUAAAGCUACACAACCAUUACAAUUUGACGUAAAAAAAUUUGUGCACGAAAUAAUUUGUUUUUCUAUUAAACUAAGCAUCAUUAUCAUGUCAUCAAUAUCGCUAAUAUUUAAUAUUGAAAAAAUAAAUAAUGACAAUAACUUUUUGAAGUCCUCAGCCACUUAGAACUAAUUUCACGUUUCGUACUCAUAACGCCAUUCUCAGAUCUUUUUUCUACGUACUCAUCAAACGUCAGUUGAAAGAAAUACACAGAGUGUUAACGCAGAGUUUGGAAUUUGGAGGAAUAUUCACUUUUAAAAAUAAUAUUGUCCUAAGCUAUGCAACCAACAAAUGAAAAUCGUUUGGAAAGUAUUAUUUUAUCUUUCCAUUUUUUCUCUACGACGUAUAAUAUGUACAAUCUGCUCAACCAAAGCAUUCAACAAUACCAAGUACAAGUUAUUUGCUCUUCAUUCUGUUAUUAUAAGAAAAUGAUUCUUUUGUUUUAUUUCUGUAAAUGAUUUCUCGCAAAUUGAUAAUAAUGAAAGAGUGACUAGAAGUUUGUAAGUUUUCACUCCUUUUCUGUAAACGUUUACAUUACGUGAUUUUCUGAACCAAUUGUGGCCACUUUGUCUUCCUGUGUGUUAUAAGGAGAGGUUGUCUAUUACAAUGACACUAUUUGAAGAUAGGUUAGCUAAAAGUUAUUGAAUCAACAAUUUCUUAUAAUUCAUGAAAUUAUUCUCACCUUGGUAAUCUCCUCUUCACUCUCAUUACCGGCAGCUACUAUUAUAAGACAUGAAGUCGUACAUUUUGCACGUCUAAUUCUUCUUUCUUCAAGAUUGCUUGAAUUCCUUGGCUUAUUUUGAUAUUUGAUAAACAGACUACAGGUAAAAGAUUAUUCUAGAAUGCUGCAACUUGAUGAACUGACAAGAGAAUAUACGGUAUCCUUAGAAGGUAUAUCAGGUGCAAUCGAAGCCAACAGCAAACCUGUAAUGGGAAUCCUUUACUAUUUACUACUUAAGGAAUAGCGCAAGCUGUAUGAAGGGGAAAAACUAAGAGACCUGGCUUCAAUCGUUGGGUUGCGGGCAGGUCUAAAUCAUCAUAGUUAAAAAACCUCUUAGACUGGCUUACUGAAAUACUGGUAAUAACACGUACGAAAAUCAGGUAUAACAGAUACAAUACAAACAGGAUCGCUGAUCCGAAUAGAGGAUGAACGAUGCACAUCCUCUUUCACUGUGAACACACAAAGAAAAUUCUUCGGAUUUGUUUAAGUGGAGAAACCUUGCUUCUAAAACAUCUAUACAAGGAAUAUUAUUCAAAGAGGAAUGUAAAAAAAUUACCCAGGUUCUUAAAACCAACAAGGAAUCUCCAUUCCUGGUGAUAAUAUUGGUAAGAGAAUAAGAGGGUAGGAAAAAUAUUUGUUAUGAUUCACAAACUAAACACAUUCGAAGAAUUUCCUUAUGUGCUCAUCAGUUAUUUUUUCGUCUUCAAUUAUGACAAUAGACCGUCCAAAUUGUUCUUCAUUGUGAAAAUGUGACCUGUCACAUACUGUCACACACAUUCUUCUUUCUUUCCUAAACUAUGGAAUUAUUAUUUGUAGCCUGGGUCAAAAUAAACAGGUGCUAUUUAGUGACAUUUCUUCAAAUCUCUUCUAUUUUUACAAAAAUACAACUAACAACCUUUCCACCAAUUGAAUCUAGAAGAUGCCUUUCAUUCUACUGGUUCCGUUCCCUGAAAAGAAAACACGCUACAGUCGUAUUAGAUUUUUCACUCAUUAAUGAAUUCUCAUUUUCUUUCAUUCAUUCAUUCAUUUUCAUUCUCAUAAAAUGUUACAGUGAAUGAAAGGAAGCCGUUGGGUAUGAUUCACUAGGAUAUCGUAACAAAGACGUGUCAAUCAGUGAUGAGCAACGCUCGAUACUAACAGUUAGUUUACUAAUAGACGUGGUACGCGCCGUUACUAAGCAGCUGAAGAAUCGAGACAGACGAUGGAUGCUACUGGAGUUAGAGAAGACAAGUGACGUCGUCAAACGUAGGACAUCAUUUCCAAUGACUUUCAAUCGAUUCACUGUGACAUUCCAACGCAUUUCUCUCUCGGAUAUUGGCUAUUUUCAUGUUACACUCAACAAUUGACUGAUUGCAAUGCCUUCGCUGUAGUACUACCAGUUAUAACAGAGUCAUCUAUUAUCCUUAUACAUAUUAAACGUGUAGAACAUCUACAAGACACUUAUACGUUCGUGAUCCGUUCACAUAUCUACAUAAAAAAAAUAGUUGUCACGACUUAUGCCUCAACCCUUAUAUAUUGUAUUACUGUUAUAGAAUUUUUUAAAACAAAAAAGUGAAACAAAUUUAUGGACUGGUCACUCUAGUACGCAGGUUUAGUUAGUUGAUGAGAAAGUGACUCAUAUAUUGGUUAAUAUUGACAAAAGUGAAAAAAUAUCUCAAAUAAAUAUUAUUAUAUUACAUUUUUCUAGUACAAAUUAAAUAAAAUGUGCAGCUAGAAAUAUUCCUUACCUGAUUUUUAUGCCUUAGUUAAGUGCCUUCAUUACUAUUAAUAAAAAAUUGAAUAAUUAAUUGCAAAGUUUCAAUAACUACAGAUAACUAUGAUUUCAGAAACCAAUGUACUUUACCUGAGACAACUAAUCGCUUUUAAUAGCAGGGGACAUUUUUCUUCAUGAGUUCUCUUACAUUUCAGUCCCUCAAUCUCAGGUUUAUAUCUAUCAUUGCACGUCUAGUGUAUGAUGUUCAUCUUAGAGUUGAUUAUUCUUCAAGUGUUUCACGUGGAGACUUCCAUUUCAAUAAUCAUUUUGACCAAUUAGGUUCUAAUAUUUUUUACGUAACAUCGCAGUGCUCCCUUUUCUGAGAUUCUUAUUUUAUCGGCUCUUAUGACUCCAAAUCGACUAUUCUCAUUUUAUUCCUUAUUUUGCUUUAAAAUAUUAUUUUUCAAUAGUCUUUCGUUAAAUUUUUGUCUGUUAGAAGUCCAAGGGGAAUACUUUGUGUCUUGUUUUCCUCGGGCUAUGCAUCUCACACACAUACUAUCUGUGGGUGUUUUGUCGAUCCUAAAUAAUUCUGAGCUAGGCAGAUAUUAAUAAUUUCCUCCUUCAAAACUUCAUUUACAGUUUAUGUUUCAAUAACUACAUAUUCAGUUCAAUUCAUACAUAAACACCCAUAAUUCGUAUCAGUCUUUCAGCUUUGUUAUCAUAUACUCCACGUCUUCUUUUUCCUGUUAAAAACAAUCAUCUGCGAAUAGUAGUACAUUGUGGCAGUAUACCCAUCCUACCACAUUUUCUGCACCAUUUUUAUAUGGCCUCUUUCGUAGAGAAAUAUAUGAAAAAAUGUGGGCAGUAUACCGCAUCGUUGUUUUAAUAUCUUUUUUUAUCACUAAAUUAUCGUAAUUUGCGACAAACACAUAUGAAGAAUCUCUUUCUUUGAAAUUAAUGCAUUAAAAUCUUUGCAUUGGUUACAGUAGUUUGAAUUCUGUUCUCGGUAUUUUGCAGAAUAUAAGCCUUUGGUUGGAUUGAUAGUACAUACACUUGUGGUAGUAGACGGAGAGCCUAAAUAACUGUUUGAAUUUACUAAGAUUGUGUACAUAAUAGGUUUGUUCCAACCUGCUAGUCUGAACGUUUAUUGGAAGCGUUUAAAUGAUAUUUUCUGCGCAAUCUCCGGCUAUGCGCGGUUCUUGUGACCAGUACUUGCUAUCAACCAAGUAUUGAAAAGACCGUCCCGGAUACGGUUCACUAACGAUACCCAAGUCGAUUGGAACACAAAACAGAGUCGUUCAUAUUGCGCAGAAUCGUGACCGUACCAACGACGGUUUUUACAUGGGUUGGAACAAACCUAAUAAAACUGUUAAAGUUAGUCAAACGAGACUGAGUACUAUCAAAAGUAUCUUACAUGCCAAAGUCAUGAGGUGAAUUUAAAAAUGCGGAAGGAGUUGAUCAGUGGGAAUCCAUUAAAUACGAUGCUAGUAAUAGAAGUGUGAUUUUUUUGUUUGUUUGCUUUUAAGAUCAGAGUUGAUAAUUUUUGAGACAAAAAAAAUAAUAGUAGGAUGAAACCCAGUGGAAAAGAAGGAGAAUAUGAUAAAAAUAAAAAUAAAAAUAAUUUACUGCCGAUCUGAGGUCGGAAACGGAGAAGGCGUGAGUUUUUAAGGGUAAAAAAUAGUUCAUCUUGAAAAAAUCAAGGUAAUUAUCUAGAAAUUAUCCCCUACCCCCUAUCGGCUUGGGGUUGUAGGGGGUGAUAAAGUAAAGCUUACUGAACACAAAAAAAUUAUUCCAUCCGUCGGUCAUCCCUUGUUAAAGAAAUAGAAAGGGUUAAAGAAUAAAUUGAAAAACUAAAAAUUAACGAAUAAUAAAUUUUAUUUGAAAAUAUAUAGACAAAAAUAUAGUUAAUUAGCGGAAAUAAUAUGUGAAAAAUAUAUUAAAUCAAUUUAGUGGAAUUAUGAACAAUUAUAAUUGUUAAUUGAGGUAGCCAUAAGUAAUUAUUAUUUUAUCAUAGAAAAAUACAUAUGGCAAAAUUGAAAAUUCAAUAAAUAUUUUUUUAUGGUAAAAUAGGGUAAAAAAAGGAUCAAGAGGUGUGAAGGGGUGUUGAAAGAGCACGGAAAGAUUUUGUAUAAAUAGUGUUAACUUAAAAGCAAUGACCGACGGCCCUCUAACACCCCCUCUUGUAGUUUUGCCAGAAAUCGAGAUGAACCGUUUUUUACCUUUAAAAACUCACCUCCUUUCCCUAGUUUCCCUAAUUAUUCUUUCUAUCAUUUUUAUUUUUAUUAUGGUCUCCUCCUUUUCCUAUAGGUUUCAUCACACUAUUAUUUUUUUCACUCUAUAUUAUUUUUCAAGGCUUUUAUCCUGGUCUAUUUGUGAAGAUAUUAUAUUAAAUAUUAUAUUAAAUACAUUAAAAAUAUUUAGUCAUCGACUAAGCAAAACCAGCGUUAGUCAACAAAAAAUAUAAAUAUAAUUAUCAUUGGCAUGCAGGCGAAAAAUCGUUUUACAUAAUAAAUAGAAAAAAAUUUGAAUUCAUUCAAUUGAAAUAUCGGUUUCUUUUGAUAAAUUUGAACCUGCUUAAAAUAAUAGUCCUGUUUUCCUUAGAUUAGUUAUUUAUGAAUCUCAGGAAACGACAAGCCUUUAAUGUGAUUAUAUCAAAUCUACACUCACAAAACAACAAUUUUUCAACAACUAUAACUCAAAUCGCAUACAAUUUUCGAUUGAAUUUUCACAUUUGAAAUAUGGUCUUCAAAAACUUAUAAUAUUUAUUACUUUUUUUUAUGUGUUAAUUCUUCCAUGUUAUUUAUUUGGUUGUAUAAGAGAUUCUAGAUGUUUAAUAAUUGUUAUUGAGCAGUUACCAACGAUAUAUCCCCUCAAACGGAUAUUGCAAAUUUAAUAAACGCAGAAACCUAUCAAUGACGCGUCAUGACGUCAUGACGUUGCUCAAGGGAAUUAAUAGUAGACAACCAUUUGAGGGGAAUACAGGGAAUACGUAACUUUUGAAGUUCAAAAAACCAAAGACAAUUGGAAUAACCCUUAACUGAUUGCAUUUACUGACCGGUCUACAAGGGUAGAAAGCAUCAUAUCAUAUGAUUACAACCCAAUUAACUCGAUUAGUUUAUGAAUAAGAAAUAACAGAAUGAUGAAGAUACCAGAAUAAGUACAAAGGAAGUGGAGGAAGCUCAGAGAAAACUAAAAAACCGAAAGGCUACAGGCAGUGAUGGAAUAGCAAAUGAACUUUUAAAAAAUUGUGGGAAAACAAUGACUGAGCAGUUGACACUGUUCAUUAACAAAAUAUUAAAACAUAAAAAAGUACCUGAAGAAUGGAAAACAAGUAUACUAAUUCCACUGUUUAAAACAGAUGACAGAAAAGAACCGGAAUCUAUAGAGGAAUAAAUCUUCUAAAUACUACUCUAAAAAUGACAACCAAAAUUUUAAUCCAACUAAUAAAUCAAAGAAUAUCUUUUGAGAAGGGCAACAAGGUUUUAGAAGUGGGAGAUCAUGUACAGACACAGUAUUUGUAACUAGAAAAAUCACAUAGAAAGCUCUAAAAUUUAAUCGACCGGCGUUCAUUUGCUUAAUUGACUUGACAAAAGCUCUUGACAGAGUUAGAUUGAAAGACGUGGUUCACCUUUUAUACAAUAGACAAAUACCGAUGGACAUUAUCAAAACAAUCUAAGACAAAUACAAGGACAACAGAAUAGAUGCUAGAAUUGACGGACAACUUACAGAGGAGAUAAACAUAGGCACAGGUAUAAAACAAGGAGAUUCCUUAAGCCUCCUACUUUUUAAUCUCAUAAUGGAUGAAAUAAUAUAGGCAAUGAAAAGGAGGAGAGAUUAUAAGAUGAGAAAUAAAAAUUCUCUGCUAUGCAGAAGACGACCUACAAAGAUUGGUCCACAAGUUCAACAUAGUAGCAAAGAAGAUAAACAUGGUAAUUUCAUCCCAAAAAACAAAAGCACUGGUCAUUAGCAAAGAACCAAUUAGACGUAAGAUAGAAAUUGACGGUACCAGCGUUGAACAGAUUAUGGAAACUAACUACUUAGGCAUCACACUAUCAAGCUAUGGAGAUGCAGAAUCAGAAGUAAAAAAACAAAUACAGAAAGCCAAUAGAGCAGCCGCAUGCCUCAAUAAUACAAUAUGAAAAAACAAACAUAUUAGAACGGAAACUAAGACUAGAAUUUACAAAGUUGUUAUAAGAUCAAUAAUCACAUACACAUCAGAGACGCUGCCGGACACGUCCAAAACACAAAGAAUGCUGGAAACAGCUGAGAUGAGAAUUCUGAGGAGAAUCACGGGGAACACACUGAGAGAUCGAGUAAGUAGCGACUAGAUUAGAACAACAUGUAAUGUGGAGAAGAUCAACGAGUGGUUAUUGAAUAGUAAAAAAGAAUGGAACAACCAUAUAAGUAGAAUGAGAGAUGAUAGGGUAGUAAAUAUCGCAAGAGACAAAUCGCCGGCCGGGAGGAGAAGUGUCGGUCGACCCCAUUAGCGAUGGAGAUGAUAUAACUUACAAGCACAACAAAAAAAAAUAAAUAGUCAGAAUUGCCUAUAGAAAAGAAGAAGAAGUUUUUAAACAUCAAUUAACGUGAUCCCUGGUAGUUGUCGAAAAAUCAGGUAAUAAUCGCAUCUUGCACUCACAGGCGAGGUGUUCCGUUCAUUUUUUUGGUUCCUCGCAAAAACUACAAGAGCUGUUAGGAGUUUCUUUGAUGUUUCAAUUUACCGUUCAGUGUCAAUUAAUCUUACCAGGAACUCUCCUUAAUUCGUCUUUGCUUAGAGAAAAGAUCUAUUCGGUCCAAUUAGUAUAUUGAGAUGUAUUCCAACUUGUGAUCUUGUUCCGAUUUCCUCUUGUUUUUCCACAUUUAUGAUCAUGACUUAUUGACUUUUUACAAAAACUAUUGAGGGUUGUGGUCUUAUAAAAUCAGUUGUCCUGCCUUUCUUUCCUCGGUGAGCUCAUGUUGAUUGCCACUUUAGAAUAACUUUGUUUUUACCUCUCAGUGAGUUCACUUGCUUGCAUUCUCAAAUUAGCUUUGAAAUAAACUUGGAGUCAUGUACUUGGAGAGCAAUUCUGCUAUUCGGAACACUGAGUAUCUUUGCAUCACGAUACUUAGCGUAUGUUCGGAAAAUAGAAGGUUAUGAGCCCCUUGGGAUAGAGAACUUCUCUUUUUUUCGAUUGGCUGGAAACGGUACUCUUCAUUCCUACACAAAGCAUUUCAUUCAAUACCUAGGGUCAUCUAGGAAGAAUCUUCAGAUUAUUACUUGGAUUUUUGAUGAAAUUUUUUUUCUUGGAAUCGAUGUUAUUCAAGAAUUAAAUGCCAUUAUUUUAAUAGGUCUUUCGCCAUUUUUGGAUAAUUUAAUCGGUGUAGAACAUCUGUGGUUAAUUAUCGCCUUUAUUUUUCAAAUAUUUUCAACGAGAAAAUAUUGCAAAGAUUGAAACGAAUGUUAGUCACUCGAUGCAAUAUACAAGUACAUUCUAUAAACUCGAACUUCUUGAUUUUUCUUUUGUAGUCUUAACGAUUUGUAACAGCACAAUACUGAAUCAACCGCUUGACAAUGAUUCAUCAUUUCAUGGUGUAAAAUUCGCUUCCAAUCUUACCGUAGACACAGUACAGUCCUUUAUAUUACUCCGCCAGGAUCUUUUACUUUUAACGUUAUAGUAUCAACUUUGCACCCAAAUGUAGUUCUCUUUUUUAUAUAUCCAUCCUAUUUUAAAGUGUUGAUAGUUGAUACUCGAUGUAUCAGCCAAGUCUUAAGGGUUUACUUGCUAAUCUAUAUUGAUCAGUUGUAAAAUUUAAUCGACUUCUGUAGUAAAAGGCCUACCAAAUCAUGACAAAUUUCCAACACGGAAAAAAUUUUUUAUUUAAGCUUUCCAAACGUUAUAGAUUUUUCUAUUGUGAAAAAGCGUAGCUAUUUAUUUAUCGGAACUUCUUACUAACACAAUCAUAAUUAACAAAUGGCUGUCUGUUACUAUAAAUAAACAAAGAAUUCGAUAAAGAAAAAAGCAAACCAUCAAAUGGGAUGCUGAGUAUACGCGGAUUAAACGAGGGUUGUGUUUCCUCAACCUCCGAUGAGCUGUAAAGAAAAAAAGGGUGAAUGUACAAAAAGAUUUGAUUACCAAUAGUAAGGUACAAUACAGGUUAUUCCUCUACAUAAUUAUCUUGAUGAUUGAUGCAACACCUUCUUUGAGCUCCACGUUAGUUUGGAAGCGUCACACUCCAAGCCACUACUUCAGUUCAGGUAAAAAACGAAAAUCUAGGGCGGGGACUAUAUGGUGGAUGCUCGAAAAUAUUACACGAGUGCUGUGGAAACGAGCAUUUUCAUGGAUCAGAACAAUUCCAGUAGUCAGCAUGCUUCUUCAUUUGUUUUGAAUAGCUCUCCUUAAUCUUCGCAAAGUUUCAACAAAUGAAUCUACAUUAAUUAUUGUAUCAGGUUGCAUAAACUCCACAAACAAUACACUAUUUUGUGGGUUCCAUUAGAGAUAGAAUUUUUAUGCAUCCAUUGUUGUGAUUAUCGUUUCGGGCCUUUUAUACAGAAUCCAUGUCUUAUAACCUUCCACAAUGGAUUUCAGAAUAACUUCUCCGUCAGUAUUGUAGCGGUGAAGAAACUCCAAAGCUGCAUCUAUUCAGCGAGUUUUGUAGUUGCCUGUCAACAUCUUUGGAACUCAGCUAGAGCAAACUUUUCUGUAGUGCAAUUGUUCAGUAACGAUUUAGUACAGGGCAGAUCUUGAAACAUCCGGAAAUUGCGUCGUUGAAUCAGUUCGAGUUUCACUUACCUCCUGGUCAACUCGCUGUACAAAUACAGUUGCGUCGUUGACCCCCUUCAUCAUGAACAUCUUUAAAUUUUCGAUACCAUUCACAAACAACGGCAUUAUUCAUAAAAAUGUUUCCGUAUACUUAUUUCCCGAUGAAUUUUCUGCUUGCAAGAAACGAAUAAUAGCUCGCAAUAUAUAUUUGGCGGCACAAACAAAAGAAACAAACAUGUUUAUGAGAUAGUAACUCAACGGGAAAUUACCUGUUGGAAUCGCUAGUGACAGAGUGUUUGAGCGGGAAAGAUGCGAAGUCACCUAAUUCGCAGACCAAUCACAUGCUGCAUUCCUGAUCAUUAUACUUUGCGUACAGAGGUUAUAAAAAACAAAUCCUGUAUAUUUGAACUUUUCCUAUCAAGUUACGUUACGUGCCUCUGUUGGGUUUAUUCUGUAACUGACUACUACUUAAAUAUAGAAAAUAAUAUUUAAUUUAUCUAGAAAGGUUUUUAAAUAUAGUGAAUCUAUUUAAUAUUAUUUAGUUUUUGUAAAUACAUCGCAUCAGAUUCCUGUCCAUAGUUAGCUGACGAACUGCCAUGAAUUUAUUUGUAUUUAUAACAAUUUUCGGAUAUGUAGAAAAUCUAAUUACUUUGGAAGGUAUGAUGCCUUGUUCUUAGUGUCUUUUGACUAACCGCAGGGUUUGUGUACCUAGUAAUUCUAAUAUGACAAAAACUAACCUUAAUAAAUUUAAAAACUUUUCCAAUUUCUUUUUCUCCGUCUUUAGUUUUCAUAGUAAAAACUUUUUUCUCAUGUCAUUAAACACAAAAAUAAUUGAUUACAUAAUUUGUUAAUGUACUAUAUCAUUAUAAAUAAAAAAAUAGUGUCCAAGAAACUCGUAGAUCUAUAUGAAAAUAUAUUUUAUAAAAUUGUAGUAAAAACGAGUUACCCAAAAAAAAAACGGUUUAUCAAUAUUUUUGGGAGAAACAAUAUCUCUUAAACAGUACUUAGACAUGUAUAGAAUGUGUUCCAAAUGUUUACAAAUAGUUUCGACUCAUUAUUUUCAGUAAAUAACAAUGGUUCGAAUUUGCAAAUGUUUGGUUCACACUAUAUAAACUACUUAAUGAAAUACAGAAUAAAAUUGUUAUAUUUAGUAUUUCCAUAUAUUAUUUUUUAGUAAUUAUUGAAUGUAGUUUUGUGAUAAAAAUGAUAUUUUAUAAGAAUAUUACAUUAUAUCCUUAGAGAAGCUGCAGGGAUAUAUAUUAUUUAAUGGAACUGGUAACACCAAAAAUUAAUAUGUUCUAUUUCGGCGAAAAUACAAUUCUAAUCUAAGAUAAAUCCUUUCACAUACAUACAUGAUAUUCAAACAAUAUUUUGGACAAUCAAUUUUUUGCAGUAUAAAAUGUGUUAACUAAUCGUAGAAAAAUAAUAAUACAAUCAAAUAAUCCUCAGAUUUUACUUAUAGUUGCUUCUAUUCAAUUUGAAAAGAAUAACACUUCUGAUAAAAAGGUACAAAAAGCAUAAAGAAUAAAGUAAAAAAGUUUUGAUUGCCCCCACAAACAUAACGGGAGAAAUUUGGAGAUAAGUUAGCCAGAAACUUUUCUAUAGAAUAUUGAAAUGCUGUAGAAGUUAGGAAAAGCAGAAAAAUAUAGCAAUUAAGAACCAGACAGGAAAAGUAUCAGUGAAUGAAGUAGAUAAAGUGGAGCGCUGGUGAGAAUAUUUUGAAAAACUACUUAACACAGAAAAUGAAAGAGACGAUGAAACAGAACCUUAUUGAGAUGAAGGUGAUGGAAAACAGCUGAAGAAUGGAGGCACCGGGAGAUUAUAAAAUCACAGCCGCGAUAAUAAGGAACCUGGGAAAUAAAGCAGCUCUGCUAGAAAUUUUCAAUACAGUAUGGAUGGAAAAAAAGAUCCCUGAAGACCGGAAAACGGGUUUUAUACCAGUGCAUAAGAAGAAAAACAGCAAAAGAUGAUUAAUUGCGGUGGUUAUAGAUGAAUACUCCUGUAAUAUGCGCCACUGAAGCAGUUAGAACAAAUAAUCGAAAAGAGAAGGCCAUAUAUUCAGUAUAAAAGGUAUAAUUCGCAAAAAAAUGAACUAAACGAGUAAGUUUUGCAUUCCUAGAUAUGGAAAAAGAUUUCGAAAGAGUCCCACCAACGAAAAUAUGAAAAAAAGAAAUGUUAGCAGCAAAUUAACGAGAGUUACUAAAUGCUUGUACAAAGAAACGAGAAAUGAGAUUAUAAACAAAAUAUUGAAAUCAAAGACAUUCACAACACAAAGUUGUGCAAUAAGCAAGUAGUCUGGGCCCAGUACUAUUCAUAGCUUCUAUGAAUUGAGUAAUUAAAAAUGCAGAAAAGGGAAUUGAAUCACUUAUAGCAGACAUCAAUAAGGAUCUACAAGAAAAUUCGAACAUCUGGAACCAAAUAUUGACAGAAAACGGAAUGAAAAUGAAGAUACAAAACCAAAGAUAUGUUAGCAUCAAAUAUGAAGGAAAGAAUUGAAAUCAGGGUUCAGUAAGAACUUAUAGUUAUUACCUUCCAAUACCUAGGACUUAUGUUGAAAGAAACAUGAAAAUAGGUUUUAGAAUCAAGCAAUAGAAUAUAAAAGGCAUUAAGCAAGCAAAUGAGGAAAGAAUCUUCUAAGUAACAAAAAUGAAAGUUUACAAAGCAUUCUACAGGUCAAUUCUCAAAUUCUUACAUAUGUCGGUGAUUCUAAAAUAACUUAGAAGUGUGAAAGGAGUAUCUAGAAAUGGUGGACUUUGAAACUAGCUUAUAAGAGAAGAUUUAAAAAUUGAACCCAUACAAGAAUUCAUAGAAAAAAAAAAAAAAGGAUGGUUGAGUCACCUACAAAGAAUAGAUAGAGGGAGAAGGAAAAAGGAAGAUCACGAGCAAUAUGAAACAACACGCUACGAAAAAUGUCAAAAAAGAUGCACGCACCAUCGGCACUUUGAAUUGUCUGAUUGUGUGAGGUAAAAAGCCCAGUAUUCAGUCGAAUUUAGCUCUUGUUUAUGUAUAGCAAUUUAUCGGUAACAAUGGCCAAUAUAUGUUUACCCGUUUGUCAUACAAGCAGAGUACUUAGCUAACCAUUUAGCUACAUUAAGAAUAGGCUUUGGGUCCAUUGGAGGUUUUGAUGAUCCCACUCUGACGAGUGAAUGAAAAUCAGAAUAUGAAAAUAUUGUGGGCAACUAGAAUCAUAAUUUCCCUAAAUUUCAAUGGCACACUUGUUUAUCUAAUGAGAAGAAAUAUUUUGAGCGGUAGCUAUAUGAAUAUUAUUCACGUACCUAUACAGAGUAUUUCAAAUAGAGGUGACCCCGUCUUAAGGGUCUUAAGGGACUAUUUCAGUAACGCCAUCUGUGUUAAAAUUUUUAUCAAGAAUUUAAUACUACUUGUAUAUGUAUAAGCCUCCAAAAAAAAAACAA
Messenger RNA from Diorhabda carinulata, 21162 nucleotides. Its product is annotated as follistatin-related protein 5-like. Lineage: Eukaryota; Metazoa; Arthropoda; Insecta; Coleoptera; Chrysomelidae. Gene Ontology annotation, biological process: homophilic cell-cell adhesion; dendrite self-avoidance; axon guidance. Gene Ontology annotation, cellular component: axon; plasma membrane. The record is from RefSeq and is a predicted model, not a curated record. The transcript is spliced from 17 exons. Gene Ontology annotation, molecular function: cell-cell adhesion mediator activity; calcium ion binding. Bases 334 to 2565 code for a protein of 743 amino acids.